Boeremia exigua is the source of this 1154-nucleotide messenger RNA. Its product is annotated as Alpha/Beta hydrolase protein. Lineage: Eukaryota; Fungi; Ascomycota; Dothideomycetes; Pleosporales; Didymellaceae. Gene Ontology annotation, molecular function: lipase activity. Gene Ontology annotation, cellular component: membrane. The transcript has 3 exons. The coding region runs from base 52 to 963 and encodes 303 amino acids. The record is from RefSeq and is a predicted model, not a curated record.
ACCACCUCUGCACCAUUGUUGUAGUUUUGGUCUUAUUAGUUUCUGCUCAGCAUGGCUAUCGAGGAGGGCUGGCACACAACUGACGACGGGCGCAAGCUCUACACGAAAACUUGGACCACGGAAGGGCCGGCUCGCGCGCGACUUGUCUUCAUCCAUGGCUUCUCAGACCACAUCAACACCUACGGCAACUUCUUUCCGCACCUCGCCGCCAAAGGUAUUGAGGUCUACGGUUUCGACCAGAGAGGAUGGGGCAGGUCGGUGACAAAGAAGGCGGAGCGCGGCCAUACAGGACCAACUGCCAGAGUACUUGAUGACAUUACGUCGUUUCUCAAGUCGGUGAUACCAAGCCCGGUGCCACUUUUCUUGAUGGGCCAUAGUAUGGGCGGUGGAGAGGUUUUGUGCUAUGCUGCGCAGGGCCCACGUGAGGUUCGCCAGCACAUCAGGGGGUACCUGCUGGAGUCGCCUUUUGUGGACUUCGAUGCCAAGUCGAAGCCCUCGUCGUUGACCGUGUUCUUCGGAAGACUUGCUGGGCGACUGCUGCCGCACAGGCAGCUCGUCAACAAGCUUGACAUCAACCUCCUCUCGCGCGACCCCGACGCGUGCAAGCGUUGCGGAGACGACGAGCUCUGUCACGACACAGGCACGCUUGAAGGGCUGGCCGGGAUGCUCGACCGGACUGGCGAUUUGGCAGCCGGGAGAGUCAUUAUCCCAGACGACGCCGGAGAGGGCGGCGUGACCCGGAUUUGGAUUGCCCAUGGCGAUAAGGACGGCAUCACGGCGUUCCCAGCGUCCAAACGGCUUGCCGACGCACUGCAGGUCAAGGACAAGGAGUUCAGGGCGUACGACGGAUACUACCACCGCUUGCACGACGAGCCCAGUCCUGAUAAAGAGGUUUUCAUGGACGACGUCGCGACUUGGAUACUCGCACGCUCUCAGGCCGAGGGCGCAAAGCCGAAGCUGUAGGCGUGAUGGUAGGUUUGUGAUUUUGGUAGCAACACCGACUAGGGUAGUAUUGGUAAUGGCACAGGCCCUACUGGGCGUCGUAAUGCAUGCAGUCAACUUACGCGCGUUCCCGUGAUGUUUUCUGGCUAGUGAAACACGCAGGAGUUUUGCAGUGGUGAUGGCUGCAGGUGACGACGCGGCGCGAGGCCGGC